Hippocampus zosterae (dwarf seahorse) is the source of this 2736-nucleotide messenger RNA. RefSeq names its product MAGUK p55 subfamily member 3-like. Gene Ontology annotation, molecular function: protein binding. The record is from RefSeq and is a predicted model, not a curated record. NCBI's taxonomy places the organism in Eukaryota, Metazoa, Chordata, Actinopteri, Syngnathiformes, Syngnathidae. The transcript has 18 exons. The coding region runs from base 655 to 2421 and encodes 588 amino acids. Gene Ontology annotation, cellular component: plasma membrane; cell-cell junction.
GAUGGAUGGAGUGAACGAGUGCAUGAAGGUAGCUGGCGUGAGAGAAGAGGAUGCACAAAACAGGGUUAGAUGAGGCAGCCGAAAGGAAAUGAAGAAGAAGAUACGGGUUUGGAAGUGAAAGUAACUAGUUGAUUUUACGCUACACGAUGAUGCGUUCAAGCGCGACCAAAAAUAGCUACAAUUUUAAUUACCUAUAGAAAUGCACGCGUAUUGUUAGCUUACAAGACCAAGAAGCAGAGUUCUCGUGACUCUUCCCGAUAGGAAUCCUCGUUCUGCCCUCAGCGUUGCGUGAACCGAAAAAAAAAUCGAGUUAUUCUAUCGCUUUUUAAAACGAGCGCUCGCUCGAUAUACCAUACACCUAGAAUUUACAUGAUGGCAUUAAAUGCGUCGCGGCGAUGACAAUGGCGCCCGGCCGAGAUGGGAGGAGAAAAGAGGAGGCAAAAGGGGCGCAAAUAAAAUAAAAGCUCAUGCGCGAACGCCGGCGUAGAGAGAGUGAAGAUAAAAGACACAAAAGAGACCACGAGGAGGAGCGCAAAGAGGAAGGAAAAAAGAAAAAGAGGAGCCUGGAACAAGUGGAGGAUCGGCGGGCAGCAUUGGAGCGACCUUCGCCGGGCGUGGCGGUUGACCUUCCUCCUUGCCUCCUCGCCUCCUUGGAUGAUUCCGUCAAGCAUGCCCGCGGCGUCUGCAAACACAGGUGGCGUUGCGUGUCACCCGUUCCGUCUGCACGAGACUUUGGCCCUGCUCACCUCUCAGCUGCACCCCGAUGCCAACCACAAGGAGGAUCUGGUCUUCCUCAAAGAGGUCUUCAGUGAGAAGAGCAUCGGCUACCUCAUGAAGAUCCACGAGAAACUGAAGCAGCACGCGAAGCAGAGCCCGACGCCGGUCCUGCGCAGCGCCUCCUGCCUGGCGGAGGAUCUGACAGAGGAGCUCCAGAACGGGCUGCUGGAGGAGGACGAAAAAGAGCUGCUGCUUCUGCUCAGCGCCCCUCACCUCAAGGCCGUGCUGUCGGCCCACGACACGGUGGCCCGGAAGAACUUUGACCCGGUGCUGCCCCCCUUGCCCGAGGACGCCGACGACGAGCUGGAGGAGGAGUCGGUGAAGAUCGUCCGAUUGGUGAAGAACAAGGAGCCUCUGGGCGCGACAAUCCGGCGCGACGAGGCCACCGGUGCCGUCAUCGUGGCGCGGAUCAUGAGGGGGGGAGCGGCCGACCGCAGCGGUCUGGUGCACGUGGGGGACGAGCUGCGUGAGGUCAACGGCAACCUGAUCACUCACAAAAGGCCGGACGAAAUAAGUCACAUUCUGUCCCAGUCGCAGGGCUCCAUUACGUUGAAAAUCAUCCCAGCAGUCACUGAAGAGGACAAGACGAGGGAAAGCAGGGUCUACCUGCGGGCUUUGUUCGAUUACGUGCCCUUUGAGGACCGAGCCGCGCCCUGUCACGAGGCGGGGCUUCCUUUUAAAAGGGGGGACAUCCUACAGGUGGUGAGUCAGGAGGACGCCACCUGGUGGCAGGCCAAGAGAGUGGGCGACUGCAACCUGCGCGCCGCCCUCAUCCCUUCCACGCACUUCCAGGAGAGGCGUCUGCGAUACCGCCUGAAGACGGGCUCCUUCCCAAGCGCCGCGUCGUCCUCGCACGUGGCCGCACACGAUGGCGACCUUGGGGGAAAAGACGGAGGUGACCUGCACAGAAGUUUCCGACUCAAGAGGGAGCGGCAGAGGUCUCCGAGUGAGCCUCGCACCCCCGACGGCAAUCGCGCCGAAUUCCUGAUCUACGAGGAAGUGGCGCUUUAUCUGCCCCGGCCCGGCGAGAGGCCUCGUCUCAUCGUGCUGCUCGGAUCCCUGGGAAGUCGCACCGCCGAGCUCAAACAGAAGGUGAUCGCUGACAAUCCUCGACUUUACGGAUUGGCUGUGCCUCACACCACACGACCCAGGAAGAUUCACGAGCGUGAGGGGGUGGAGUACCACUUCAUCACCAAAGCCGCUUUUGAGGCCGACAUCCAGGCGGGCAAGUUCCUUGAAUACGGCGAGUAUAAGGAGAAUUUGUACGGCACCAGUUUGGAGUCCAUUCACAGAAUCCUGCUUGAGAAUAAAAUCUGCCUUGUGGACGUGCAACCGGAGGCAUUGCAGGUUCUCCGCACGUCGGCGUUCAAGCCCUACGUCGUCUUUGUGAGACCCUCCGUCUUUGACAGCGAGAGCAAGUCUCUCAGCUCCUGUUCCUCGCUCGUCAGCGUCGCCGUCACCGAGCGCGACAUCCAGGACAUGAGGCGGUCAGCGGAGCGGAUGGAGCAGCGCUACGGCCACUGGCUGGAUUACGUGCUGGUCAAGGAGGAGCCGCUGGGCGCCGCCGCCGAGCUCCACGCCGUGCUGGAGCGGGUGCGCUUGGAGCCCCAGUGGGUGCCCGUGUCCUGGCUCAGGCCCUCCUAGACCUCAUUUUCGUCGACUUGCCAAGCGGUCCGCACUUGAAUGCGUUUAGUUGGCUCUGCAUCGACUGCGAUUGCAGUUGAUUGUUCCGGAUGGGAAUUUUCCAAAAUCUUCAACUUGCUGCAAGUGCCUAAUAAACGACGCUCCACUUUUCCAUUGGCAUAGAUCGUUCAACAUGCUCAGCGGCAGCUACUCGCCUCACAUGAAAUGUUUGCUGUUGAUGAUAAAACUUUUCAGACGUUUUUAUUUUUGGGGUGUGUGAGCAAUCUAUUUAUUCUAGGACAAAUGCAACAACUAGAAAGUGAGCCAUGAGCAAAA